Messenger RNA from Ylistrum balloti, 2259 nucleotides. Its product is annotated as forkhead box protein J3-like. The coding region runs from base 10 to 1374 and encodes 454 amino acids. The record is from RefSeq and is a predicted model, not a curated record. Gene Ontology annotation, molecular function: DNA-binding transcription factor activity, RNA polymerase II-specific; RNA polymerase II cis-regulatory region sequence-specific DNA binding. Gene Ontology annotation, biological process: regulation of transcription by RNA polymerase II. The transcript has 10 exons. NCBI's taxonomy places the organism in Eukaryota, Metazoa, Mollusca, Bivalvia, Pectinida, Pectinidae. Gene Ontology annotation, cellular component: nucleus.
AUAACCAAGAUGGCGGACCUGGAGAGUUCUCUCACGGCCAUGGACUGGCUUCCGCGGUUAACUGUUGGGGGCGCGAUGGCUGGAGCUGCUGUCGGAAAAGAAGGAUCAACUAGUAGUGCAUUAGCAAAGGGAAGUUGUGGACAUGUUGCUUUACGAAAAGGACCGAAUUCACCAUUAGAUACGAGUGCAACUUUAGAGCAAAACGAAGUGACUGGUCAAAGAGACGGAAAACCUCCUUACAGCUACGCUAAUUUAAUCACAUUCGCUGUUAAUAGUUCACCGAGAAAGAAAAUGACCUUAAGUGAAAUAUAUCAAUGGAUAUGUGAUAACUUUCCAUAUUAUAAAGAGGCCGGGAAUGGUUGGAAGAAUUCCAUACGGCAUAAUUUAUCAUUAAAUAAAUGCUUCUUAAAAGUGCCCAGAUCUAAAGAUGACCCAGGAAAAGGAUCCUAUUGGGCAAUAGACAGUAAUCCUCCAGAUGACCCCCUUCCUGCAAGACACAAAAAACGCAAGCUUAUCCUCUCAGAUCGGGGUUCUCCAUACAGUCCGGAGUCUGGUCUGAGCCUUAGUCCCAGCAGUAUGAAUUCUGGUCCAACACUCAAUGUACAGGUAACUGCAUGUGCAUUGCCUGUCUCACCUAACAGCCAGACCUCCCAGACACAUAGGCAGCCUCCUCCCCCACCACCGCCAACAUUUAUGGACAGCCACCAUGGUAUAGAAGAUCUUAGUGCAUCCUUUAGGAGUCUGUACAAAUCCAUGUUUGAAGGCGGAGGGGGACCACCAGGACAAGGAAACACCGAUUCUUUGACAGAACCUGACAUUAAUAAGCUCUUGAAUGGAUCUGCGAACCUAGGUCAAACUACAUCACUAGGAGGCUCCCUGACAGAUUGGCUUCAAAAUGUGGACACACUAAAGGAAAGUCUGCGUUUGGCAGGAUCAGGAAACUAUGACUUCCAAAAUAUUGAUAUAUCUCAAUUUCAAGGUCUGAUGGACACAAUGAAAAAUGCUGACCAUUCUAACUGGUCUCUUAAUCCAGAACAGUUCCAGGACCUUGCUUCAUCUUUAAAUAACUUCUUCAACCAAUCUACAACAAGUCUGCCACAAACUCCACCCAGUAAUCCAUUAACUGUUAAUGUUAAACAGGACUACAACUCUGAUACAAACUCGACAAUCACAUCAUUGAAUAAUAGCAGUGGAUCUCACCUCACUCUUCCAAUCACAUCUACAUCAGCAUCCCCACAGAUCAGUCCACGGUCCACGGGAGGAGGAUACAGUCCACGGCCAUCACAGGCUGUUAUUGUUCAGCCAACACAGACAGCACAGUACCAGCUUCGGGAUGAUAUUGAAGACGAUUUUAACUGGGAUAAACUUCUAUGAUACAUUAUUCUCAUCAACAUCAUCAUUUAUCGUCAACAUGAGUCAUCAUCACUAUCAUUGUCAUUGUCAUCGUCAUCACUCUGCAGUAUAUUUGUGACUGUCCUUCAUCAAUCACGUCUGUUAUUUAUACAUGUGGGAAGCUGUGCAACAUUUGGUGGUUGAUUUAAUUGUUCUGGGAAGAGAGAAAAUGUCUAGUGCUAGAAUGAGAGACCUGACAAAAGGAACUAAAGGUUUGUUGGGUAGAGACUUAUGGAGUGCUAUAGAUUCUUUACAUUAGUAUGGCUGGUUGUGUACUACGUUUUCUAUACUUACUAAGCUUGAUUACUGCUGCAGCAGACGCUCAAUUAGAUAAAAUAUACUAGCUGCAAGGCUUGAUGUAUUUUCAUUCUAGAAAAUUACUGAAGUGACUACCAUCAGUUGGCAGAGAGACUUUUUUAUCUAUUUUUUUUUUUUAUCUAUUCUUGGAUGUGCAUGGUUUGUUUAGCGCUUGGAGGAGAGAAAGGCAAUCUGACUGGUGAUAUUUUGAUUUAUGUAGCUCAACUGUAUUGUAUGGUUUCACUAGACAGAAUCAGUGAUACCUGACAAUUUACAUAAUAGACAUAUACACCAUAGUGAAAUCUCUCAGUUCCAGUUGUUUACGUAUCUUUGUGAAUGAUAACGGUAGGUUAUGCCUGACAUACUUCCUGGAUUCGUCACAGGACACUAUUUUUGAUUUGUGUUUGGCUCAACAUUCAUAUCUUUCUUUACUUUGUUGUGGUCCUUGAAUUUACAAUUUAUAGUUACUGUGGAUUUUUUACAAGAAGUAAAAAACAAGUGAACUAUACAAACAAUCUUACUAGUGAUAUUGUCUGUUUUCCCAAUACUUUUUUAUCAACUUCUAUUGAA